Messenger RNA from Diabrotica virgifera virgifera (western corn rootworm), 726 nucleotides. RefSeq lists its product as uncharacterized. Gene Ontology annotation, molecular function: protein kinase activity; ATP binding. Lineage: Eukaryota; Metazoa; Arthropoda; Insecta; Coleoptera; Chrysomelidae. The transcript is spliced from 2 exons. Gene Ontology annotation, biological process: protein phosphorylation. The record is from RefSeq and is a predicted model, not a curated record. The coding region runs from base 1 to 726 and encodes 241 amino acids.
AUGGCUGAUAACAAAUGUUUUGAAAAAGUGGGGUAUCACUCCCACAUUGUAAAAUACCUUAUGGCAUGGGACGAGGAACACGUGGUACAUAACGUGGUGCAACUGUCCCAAACGAGUCUGGCAGACUAUAUUAAUCACACAAGUAACGUAUCAGAGAUGGUCUACUUUGACUGUAUCCAAGACAUCUGCGUUGACCUUAAGUUCUUGGCAGACAAGGGUAUUGCACAUUUGGACGUCAAGGCUGAUAAUAUACCUAUUCAUGGAAAGUUCUUCAAAUUGUCCGAUUUUGGAAAUAUACUUGAUAUAAAAGAGGCAUGCCGUAAAAUUAUAACACCGACAGAUUGUAGCAAACUGGAAUGUUCUGGGUGCAAAACAACAUGGCACGGUGUUUGUGCUCAACCCCAACCCUUAAAUUUUUCACUUGCAACCUUGUUGAUAUGGAAGUAUCAAAAUUGUACCACAGAAGCAGAUGCUAGCACAAUGCACUUCAACGCAAUUAUGGCUCAGCUUACUAAUUUGAGUAACGCUAUUGCUACAUUUAACACUCAAAUGUCUGACUUACAUAAUUUAGUAAAUUCUCAGUCCACAAAAAUUAACGAUUGCAUCUCGGAAAUAGCAGUUCUAUGGAGAGAAAACGAACAACUAAAAAUUAAAAUCCAGAAAAUAGAAUCUACUCCUCCCGAAAAUGUCCCGAUAGAAAACAAAGGGAAAAAAAUGUUUUGCUAA